AUGUUUCAAGUUUCAAGUAGUACCUAUGGUAUUAUACCAAUCGUGCACAUAUUGCAAACAAAAGUUGAUAAGGCAACAUCAACUCAAAUUUUUAGCACUCGACAUAAAAAUGCUUUAAAAUUUGUAUGUUCAAAACGACUUGGACAAAUAGAAAACAUUUCAUUUUUAACAAUUGCAACAAUAAUAGAUCCUCGAUUUAAAAGAAUUUAUUUUAAAAAUUCAGUUCCGUCGUCCAAAAUGUCAACUAAAAUAUCUGAAGAAAUAAAGGAGUGUCAAGUGACAUUUGAAAGUUCAUCUGAUUCUCCUGAUUCGAUUGGUAAGUUGAUCAAAAUAUAUUAUCUGUAA
This is a messenger RNA of Macrosiphum euphorbiae (potato aphid), 345 nucleotides long. The record is from the annotation of a GenBank genome assembly. Lineage: Eukaryota; Metazoa; Arthropoda; Insecta; Hemiptera; Aphididae.